AUGUCGAACGUCUUUUUCCCUUACUCCAAGGCGCCUUUGCGCACUAUCAAGGAGAUUCAGUUUGGCCUUUUCUCGCCCGAGGAAAUCAAGCGGAUGAGCGUGGUCCACGUGGAAUACCCCGAGACGAUGGUAAGUGAUGCUUACCUCCGGAAACUCAGCCCAAAGGCUCAAUCCCGGAUCGCGGCUUAUGGACCAAAACCACAGGAUGAACAAAGACAGCGGCCCAGGACCAAAGGUGUAAAUGAUCCACGCCUGGGAACCAUCGACCGCCAAUACAACUGCGAGACCUGUGAAGAAGGCCAAAAGGAAUGCCCUGGACACUUUGGCCACAUUGAACUGGCAUCGCCCGUCUUCCACAUUGGUUUCUUGACAAAAAUUAAGAAGCUGUUGGAGACCGUUUGCCACAACUGCGGAAAGAUCAAGGCAAACCAGAGCGAUCCCAAAUUCUUAGAGGCGACCCGUACGCGAGACCCGAAGAAGCGAUUUGACACCAUUUGGCGUCUUUCGAAAGACAUAUUGGUUUGCGAGGCCGACCCUUCACCUGAUGACGAUGAAUUGUCGAAGGAAGACCAAAAACGUCAUUUCCACGGUGGAUGUGGCAACGCCCAGCCUACUGUCCGCAAAGAGGGAAUCACCCUCGUAGGUACAUGGAAACCAAGCAAGAGCAUGAUGGAGGACGAGAUGGCACAGCCUGAAAAGAAGGUUAUCACACCGUUAGCGGCGUUGAAUAUCUUCAAGCAAAUUUCUCCGCAGGAUGUGCGCAUUAUGGGUCUCAGCAACGACUACGCUCGCCCAGACUGGAUGAUUCUUACUGUCCUUCCUGUUCCUCCUCCUACUGUUCGCCCUAGUGUCAUGAUGGGUGCUACUAGUGGUUCUCGUGGUGAGGACGAUUUGACCUACAAGCUUGCCGAAAUCGUUCGCGCCAAUCAGAAUGUCCAGCGUUGUGAGCAGGAGGGUGCACCCGAACAUGUCAUUCGUGAAUUCGAGUCACUCUUGCAAUACCACAUUGCGACCUACAUGGACAACGAUAUUGCCGGCCAGCCCAAAGCCAUGCAGAAGGGAAACCGACCUGUCAAGGCUUUGCGCAGUCGUUUGAAGGGUAAGGAGGGCCGUCUGCGUCAGAACUUGAUGGGUAAGCGAGUGGAUUUUUCUGCUCGAACGGUCAUUACAGGUGACCCCAACUUGCUUUUGCAUGAAGUUGGAGUUCCCUAUUCGACCGCGAGGAUCUUGACUUACCCUGAGGUUGUGACACCUUACAAUAUUGAAAAGUUGCAAGCUCUGGUGUCCAAUGGUCCCAACAUUCACCCUGGUGCGCGGUACAUUGUCCGUGACAAUGGCGAGCGAAUUGAUCUUCGUCAUGCCAAGCGCGCAGGGGCUCAACAGCUACUCUAUGGCUGGAAGGUUGAACGCCAUCUGGACGAUGGCGACGUCAUCCUCUUUAACCGUCAACCAUCCCUUCAUAAGGAGUCUAUGAUGGGUCACCGCGUCCGCGUGAUGCCUUUCUCCACAUUCCGUAUGAACUUGUCUGUCACUUCGCCCUACAACGCCGAUUUCGAUGGAGACGAAAUGAACUUGCACGUCCCGCAAAGCGAGGAAUCUCGAGCGGAGCUGAUGGAACUUGCUCUUGUUCCUAAGAACAUUGUGUCGCCCCAGCGAAACGGUCCUCUGAUGGGUAUCGUCCAGGAUAGUCUUUGCGGUAUCUACAAAAUUACUCGCCGUGACGUUUUCCUUACCCAGGACCAGGUAAUGAACAUCAUGAUGUGGGUGCCGGAUUGGGAUGGUGUCAUUCCGCCCCCUGCUAUCCUCAAGCCUCGUCCUCGUUGGACCGGCAAGCAGAUGAUCAGCAUGGCUUUCCCUAGUGGUCUCAACUUCCUUCGUACGGCGCCCCCCCCGAGCGAGAAGUUCUCUCCUCUCAACGAUGGCGGCUGUCUGAUUCACGGAGGAGAGCUGCUCUACGGCAUGCUUCUCAAGAAGAUUGUUGGGGCCACUGGUGGUGGUGUCAUUCACGUCAUUUUCAACGAAUAUGGCCCUGAUCAGACGGUGAACUUCUUCACAGCGGCCCAGCGUAUUACCAACUACUGGCUGCUUCACAAUGGAUUCAGUAUUGGUAUUGGUGACACCAUCCCUGACAAGGCAACUAUUGAGAAGAUCGAGGAAGCUGUUCGUGAGCGAAAGAAGGAAGUCGAGGAGAUCACUGCUAGCGCUACGGACAACACCCUGGAGGCUUUGCCUGGUAUGAACGUGCGUGAGACCUUCGAGAGCAAGGUCUCACGUGCUUUGAACAACGCCCGUGACGAGGCUGGUGAUGCCACCGAGAAGAGUCUCAAGGAUCUCAACAACGCCAUCCAAAUGGCUCGUUCCGGUUCCAAGGGUUCGACUAUCAAUAUUUCUCAGAUGACAGCCGUCGUCGGCCAGCAGUCAGUUGAAGGAAAACGUAUUCCUUUUGGUUUCAAAUAUCGCACUCUGCCCCAUUUCACCAAGGAUGACUACUCACCAGAAUCCCGUGGAUUCGUCGAGAAUUCGUACCUGCGUGGUCUGACACCCACCGAGUUCUUCUUCCACGCCAUGGCUGGUCGUGAAGGUUUGAUUGAUACAGCCGUCAAGACUGCUGAGACUGGCUACAUCCAGCGGAAGCUUGUCAAGGCUUUGGAAGAAGUCAUGGUCAAGUACGAUGGAACUGUGCGUAACUCGUUGAAUGACGUUAUCCAAUUCAUCUACGGAGAAGACGGUCUAGAUGGACAACACAUUGAGAACCAGCGGGUUGACAUUCUCCGGUGUUCCGAUGACAAAUUCCGUGAACGCUUCCGCGUUGACGUUAUGGACCCUGAGCUCACCCUAGGUCCUGACGUCCUGGAGCGGGCUAAUGAGAUCGCGGGUGAUAUCGAAGUGCAGAAGCACUUUGACCAAGAAUGGGAAGAACUUCUCAAAGCUCGUGCCAUUGUUCGGGAGGUUGCUCUCACUGAUGAUGAGAUGAUGCAGUUGCCUAUCAACGUUGUUCGCAUUUUGGACGUGGCGCGGAGCACUUUCCGUAUUCGUGAAGGCACCAUUAGUGACCUGGAUCCAUCUGAAGCUAUCCCACAGGUGCAGGCUCUUUUGGAUCGCUUGGUGGUGGUUCGUGGAGACGAUCCGAUCUCUCAGGAGGCUCAAUACAACGCUACCCUGCUGUUCAAGGCCCAGUUGCGCAGUCGUCUUGCCUUCAAGCGACUUGUCACUGAACACUCGCUCAACAAGCUUGCUUUCCAGCAUGUCCUGGGUGCCAUUGAAAUGCGCUUUGCUCGUGCCCAAGCCAAUCCUGGUGAAAUGGUUGGCGUCUUGGCUGCUCAGUCCAUUGGUGAACCUGCCACUCAGAUGACUCUGAACACUUUCCACUUUGCCGGUGUGUCGUCUAAGAACGUCACUCUGGGUGUGCCCCGUCUCAAGGAAAUUCUGAACGUUGCGACCAAUAUCAAGACACCUUCAUUGACCGUUUAUCAAGAGGGUGCUAAUACCUUCAAUAAGGAGAGUGCCAAGCGUCUGCGUAGUGCAGUCGAGCAUACCAGCCUGCGGUCCGUAACUGAGGCCACCGAGAUUUACUACGAUCCAGACAUUCAAUCAACUGUCAUCGAAAAUGAUAAGGACAUGGUCGAAUCCUACUUCAUCAUUCCCGAGGAUGUCGGCGAUGAUAUUGCCAAUCAGUCCAAGUGGUUGCUUCGAAUCGUCCUCAGUCGACCCAAGCUUCUCGAUAAGGGAUUGACGGUUCAGGAGGUUGCUGGCAAGAUCAAAGAGGCCUACCCUCGCGAUAUUGCUGUGAUCUUCAGUGAUAACAACGCCGAUGAGCAGGUUAUUCGAAUCCGUCAAAUUCAAGACACCAAGGAUGAUGAUGAUGACGAUGUUGAAUACGAUGUCACCUUGAAGAAGCUUGAGCAACAUCUUCUUGAUACCCUCACCCUCCGUGGUGUGCCUGGCGUUGAACGUGCUUUCAUCAAUGAAGUUAGCAAGAUGCGUGUUCUCGAGGAUGGUACCUUACACACAAGCAAAUCGGAUCCUCUCUGCAAAGAAUGGGUCCUGGAGACGAGUGGAUCCGCCCUGGCUCCGGUUCUUGCGAUCCCUGGUGUCGAUGCGACUCGUACGUAUUCCAACCAGUUCAUCGAGAUUUUCGAAGUUUUCGGUAUCGAGGGUGCGCGCACUGCUUUGCUUCGUGAGUUGACCAAGGUGCUGGCUUUCGACGGUUCUUAUGUCAACCACCGUCACUUGGCCCUUCUCAUUGAUGUCAUGACCGUUCGUGGUCAUUUGACCCCUGUGACUCGCCACGGUAUCAACCGCGCUGACAACGGUGCACUGAUGCGAUGCUCGUUCGAAGAGACCGUGGAAAUCCUUCUGGAGGCUGCUGCCUUCGGAGAGCUUGAUGAUUGCCGUGGUGUUUCAGAAAAUUUGAUCCUUGGACAGAUGGCCCCUGCUGGAACAGGAGAGUUCGAUGUCUACCUGGAUCAGAAUGUGCUCAACACCGUUGUGUCGAACAAUGCUCGCUUCGGACUCAUGGAAGGCGCUAAGGACCCUCUCAUCCCCGAUGGUGCUGCUACACAGUAUGACACCGGCUCGCCCAUGCAGAGCACCACAGGGUUUAUCGAUGGCGAUGCCGAUGCCACCUUCUCGCCUAUCCAUCAGGCCGGCGCAGCGUCUCCUGGUGGUUUCACCAAGUACCAGCCCGCGGAUGGCUAUGGUGGCUUCAGCCCUGGAGCUCGUAGUCCCGGUGGAUAUUCACCUAGCAGUCCUUUCAACACUAGUCCGGCGUCUCCGGCUUAUUCUCCGUCAUCGAGCUAUUCACCUACCUCUCCUGGUCUAAGCAUGACUAGCCCCCGUUUCCAGGCUACAUCCCCUGGAUUCUCACCCACGAGUCCGACAUAUCACCCAUCGUCUCCUGCAUACUCGCCGACGUCACCAUACGGUGCGUCUCCGACAUCGCCUUCGUACUCACCGACGUCGCCUGGCUUCUCGCCCACUUCGCCAAACUACAGCCCGACGUCACCCAGCUUCAGCCCGGCCUCGCCAGCCUUUAGCCCAACCUCGCCAAGCUAUAGCCCAACCAGCCCGGCUCUUGGAGGUGGUCGUAAUAUGUCUCCUACCUCCCCCACGUCUCCCAAGUACACUCCUACCUCGCCUGGGUGGUCUCCUACGAGCCCCCAGUCGUACUCACCAACUUCGCCGAACUUUGGUGGCUCUCCGACGUCUCCUACUUCGCCUGGCUACAGCCCUACCUCACCGGCCUACAGCCCAACGUAA
Messenger RNA from Penicillium chermesinum, 5259 nucleotides. RefSeq names its product DNA-directed RNA polymerase II subunit RPB1. Bases 1 to 5259 code for a protein of 1752 amino acids. NCBI's taxonomy places the organism in Eukaryota, Fungi, Ascomycota, Eurotiomycetes, Eurotiales, Aspergillaceae. The record is from RefSeq and is a predicted model, not a curated record. Gene Ontology annotation, molecular function: DNA binding. The transcript is spliced from 4 exons. Gene Ontology annotation, biological process: transcription by RNA polymerase II. Gene Ontology annotation, cellular component: RNA polymerase II, core complex.